Penicillium canescens is the source of this 3072-nucleotide messenger RNA. RefSeq names its product NACHT and WD40 domain protein. The coding region runs from base 1 to 3072 and encodes 1023 amino acids. The transcript is spliced from 7 exons. Gene Ontology annotation, molecular function: protein binding. Lineage: Eukaryota; Fungi; Ascomycota; Eurotiomycetes; Eurotiales; Aspergillaceae. The record is from RefSeq and is a predicted model, not a curated record.
AUGGAUCCCACGGUUAUGGAUUCCACGGUAGUAUUCGAAAGCUCGAAUUUUGGGUUGCAGAUUGGGAAUAACUAUGGUCCGAUCAACAAUCCAACGUUUCAUCUCCCAUCAAAUCUCAACGACAAAUUGCCUGUCGCGGAUGGGGCUGCUUUUGGCUCAUAUGCGGAUCAGCAUGAAGAUGAAUGCUUAGACGGCACGAGAACUGAUAUCCUACGUCAAAUCAGAGAAUGGGCUUCUUCUCCUCAGAGGCCAUAUGUGUUCUGGUUGAAUGGAAUGGCUGGCACAGGGAAAUCGACCAUCUCCCGCACGAUCGCAAGAGUAUUUAGGGAUGAUAAGCAACUGGCGACUAGCAUUCCGCGGAUAAUCCCAGCUCUCGAGAAAACAAUUCUUGAUGACCCGGAUAUUGCAGGAAAGACGAUGAGGGACCAAUUUGAAAGGCUCAUCCUUUAUCCACUUCAAAGUCUGAAGGGGUCUGACUUCCCAAUGCAGACUAUGGUGAUAGUGAUUGAUGCACUGGAUGAAUGCGAAGGAGAUAGGGACAUUAAACUCAUACUCCAGCUUCUCUUCCAGCUCCAAAAGUUAGAUUCUGCUCGUCUGCUCGUCUUUUUGACCAGCAGGCCUGAAUUGCCGAUCCGUCUAGGAUUCUCAAAGAUUGCCAACCAUGAUCACAAAGACCUGGUUCUCCAUGAAAUUCCUGAAAAGGCAAUUAAGCAUGAUCUAACACUAUUCUUAAAUUCACGGAUUUCAGAAAUCCGAAAAGAACGACAACCUCCCCUUCCGAAAGACUGGCCUGGAAAUACAAAUUUCGAAAAGCUAGUAGCAUUGUCUUUUCCUUUAUUUAUUUUCGCUGCCACUAUCUGUCGCAUUUUUGAGGACCCAAUUUGGGACCCCAUGGACAGUCUUACCGAAAUCCUUACACAUCAGUAUGACCAAUCGAAGCUAGACCAGACAUAUCUUCCAGUUCUCGAUCGUCUUCUCAACGGAACAUCCGGGAAAUAUCAAGAAAAACUGGUCUCAGAGUUCCAGCAAGUGAUCGGAGCCAUCGUGAUACUAGAGAGUCCACUCUCAGUUAACUCACUCUCAAAGCUUCUAGAGCUUCCUGAGAGCCUAAUACAACUUCGACUGAGCUCACUACACUCUGUGCUAAGAGUGCCAGAAAGCGAAACAGAACCCGUGCGGCUCUUCCACCUGUCGUUUCGGGACUUUAUCCUUGAUCCAGAAACUCGCAAGAAGACCUAUUUUGGGAUGAAUGAGAGAGAUAUACACUAUAGUUAUGGAAUUCAACGUGCCGAAGUUGAUCGCCAGACUAUCAAUAUCUACCUUCCUCCUGAGUUGCAUGCUCUGUUGUUUCUCCUGAGGCAUUUCCUACGGGAAAAAUUUCUCAAUUGGGUGGAAGCAAUGGGUCUACUCAAUCUUACAUCAGAACUACUAGGUGCUCUUGACCAUCUGGAAACGGUUUUAUCGAGCAUCGACUCUUCCCCAACUUUAGAUUUCCUCCACGACGCAAAGCGAUUUAUCCUGAAAAACCGCCAAAUGGUUGACCAAGUGCCUCUUCAAGUUUAUCGUGCGGGACUUGUAUUUGCACCCCGAAUGGCAAUAAUCCGGGAACAGUUCAAAAAUGAGCUUCCCUCUUGGAUAUGCCAGUUACCACGAGUUGAGGAACGUUGGGGCCCAGAACUACAGACCCUGGAGGGGCAUUUAGACAUGGUACAGUCCGUGGCCUUCUCGCCAGACGGCCGGCUACUGGCAUCUGGCUCCGCUGAUUGGAGCGUGCGAUUGUGGGAUCCAGUGACAGGCGUACUACUGGCGAAGCUUCAGCUGGACACACCCAAAGGCCUUAUAGGGAUGAUCGCAGUGACAUUCUCACCAAACAGCCAGCUGUUAGCGUCUGGUUCCUGGGACGCGAAGCUACGGCUCUGGGACCCGGCAACAGGUGUACUACAGCAGACCCUUGAAGCAAAUUCUGGAACUGUGAACUCGGUCGCAUUCUCACCUGAUAGCCGGCUAUUAGCGACUGGUUGUGGGAAUAAAAGGAUACAGCUCUGGGACCUAGCGACAGGCAUGCUACAACAUACGCUUGAAGGCCAUUUGGAUUGGGUUAAUUCAGUGGUUUUUUCGCCUGACAGCCGGCUGCUAGCGUCUGGCUCCAGGGAUAAGACCGUGCGACUGUGGGAUUCGGCGACAGGAGUACUGCAGCAGACUCUUGAGGGCCAUUCGGACUGGGUUUGGUCAGUGACGUUUUCCCCUAACGGCAAGCUACUAGCCUCCGGCUCUAAAGAUAAAACUGUGCGGCUCUGGGAUUCGACGACAGGCGUACUACGGGAAACACUUGAAGGCCAUUUAGGUCAGGUAUUAACGGUGUCCUUCUCACCUAGCGGCAGGCUCCUGGGGUCCGGGUCGAGCGACAAGAGUAUACGACUUUGGGACCCAGCGAAGGGCAUGCUUCAGCAAACGCUUGAAGGUCAUGCUCGAACAGUGAACUCGGUUGCUUUCUCACCCGACGGUCGCCUCUUGGUGUCCGGUUCCUGGGAUCGAACCGUGCGGGUCUGGGACCUGGUGGAGGGCUCGCUACAGCAGAGUAUUGAAGGUCAUUCUGAUAUAGUUUCCUCAAUGGCCUUCUCGCCCGACGGCCGGCAGCUAGCGUCUGCCUCUAAAGAUACGACUGUGCGACUCUGGGACCCGGCAACAGGCGUGGUACAGCAGACGCUAAAAGGCCAUUUAGGUUGGGUUAUAGUAGUGGCGUUCUCGCCAAACGGCAGGUUACUGGCGUCUGGCUCUAAUGAUAUGACUGUGCGAGUUUGGGACUCGAUGAGAGGUGCGCUACAGCACACGCUCACGGGCCAUUCCGAGUUGGUACGUUCUGUUGCUUUCUCGCCCAAUGGCUGGCAGCUAGCGUCUAGCUCUAAUGACAAGACCGUGCGGCUCUGGAAUUUGGGGACAGGCGUACGACAGCAGACUCUCAUAGGCCAUUCUGAUACAGUCUCCUUGGUGACCUUCUCGCCCGACGGCCGGCUUCUAGCGUCCAGCUCCUGGGAUAAAAGCAAGCAGUCAAAGAACUCGAAUUUUGCCUAG